UGCAUCGUAGAAGGAGAAGAGUGGGACCAGGGACCGAAGGAAGGGACUGACGGAAAAAGGGACGGCAAAGGAGGAAGAGAAGAGAAUACACUCGGCCGACGCGGGUGCUCGUCAACGUGCUGGCUUCGAUUGAAGAAGAAGGCUACGUUUAGCAGGGAGAAGAAGAGCAGGAAGUAGAAUAACGAGAUCAAGAAGAAGAGGAAGAAAGGAGAGAAAGAGAGAGAGACGUAAAGAGAAACGGGCUGAUGGGGAGUGCUCAGAUCCUCGCAGGAAUUCCAUGAUCGAUAACGUUGGGCUCUCGGUGAUCUCGGCCCUUGUGCAGCACGUGAGAUACUCUGGAAGCUCGAGGAAGCAUGAUCUGACGACGAGGUGGUAGCAUGCGGCCACGGGACCACGCGGACAAACGAUGGAGAAUGCCGCGAUCUCUGAGGAGCCUCACGGCUGGUCUGUUCUUCUUCUUGGUGGUCACAUCCGGCCUUCAGUCGGCGGCGAUGGCGGAUAUCGCGCCACGGGACAUGACGAAAGACGUGGUGGACCUGAUGGAGGCCGCGCGGAUGCAACGGAAGCUGCUCGGAGUGACGAGCACGCAGAGCCGCUGUAGGAACGGCACGGCCGCGUACGACGUCGCGGAAACCGCGUUCCUCACGAUCAAUACCAAUACCCUGUUUCCGGUCGGCAUGCCGCGAGACUUCUCCAUCCUGGUCGUCGCGAGGCCGAGGGCCAGUUACCUCAAAUCCACGCUCUUCACCGUCUACAGCGACAACGGCGAGGACCAGUUAACUCUGUCGUUGGGACGCGACAUUAUCCUUUUAUACAACGCUGAACCGAACGGCCAUCGGAGGUCGAUUUCAUUCGGCGCCGACGUCUCCGACGGUAAAUGGCACCGGCUGGGAGUCAGCAUCAAGGGCGACGCCGUCACAAUUAUUCUCGAUUGCAACAGGCAAGUGACGAGGGAACUGCGAAGGAAUCCCGACGAGACAAUCAGCACCGCCGGCAUUGUCAUCAUCGGCCGACAACUCGUGCACGGUAAUUUAUAUCUGGGAAGCCUCGAGAUGCUGAAGAUCGCCCCAAAUCCAGACGCCGCUUAUGAGAUCUGCACUAUAUUUGCACCGGACUGCAGCCAGCAAUGGAGGCAAAGAUCGAAUCACAGUUUCUCGUCGAGUGUCAGUCGGAGCCAUGGAUCAUUCGGGACACACUCUACGUCCUCCUCUGCGCAUUAUAAGAGCUUCUCCGAGAUAACCACCGAACAGCCAAUCUUUACUUCCGCUUCUUCCGGUGGCAGUCUCUCGGCCGCCGCUGUAUCGCGUCGAGAAUCCGAGGAUCUGAACGCAACCUUUUCCAAUUACAACCGCUACAAUAGCCCUGAGACUUCCUCCGCAUCUAACAGCACAUUCGGAAGGCACAAGGAGCGCGGGAGCGCGAUAGGUGAAAGCGAAUAUGAUUACGAGGAGGAGAAUGAGGAAGACUCAGAUGAGGAUGAAAACGAGGACUUCUUCUCUCCUCGUAGUGUCGUGAAUAUAACUUACGUCCUGAGACCGACGAUGGAGACUUCCGUCAGAAAUCACACCACGGUAUCCUACGGAGCGGAGACGACGACGACGACGACAACGACCGAGAGCAUAUUCCAGACGGAAUCGAACUACGAGGAGGAUCACGGAGAACCGACAGUCGGUCCUUACGACGAGGACUCGUAUCGCAAUCAAGGAUACUACAGCACUCGCGGCCCAUCGGGACCCCAAGGAUUUCCAGGGCCUCCAGGGCCACCCGGCUCUCCGGGCAAGAAGGGUGAACCUGGCCGAGAUGGGCUGGCUGGGCUGCAAGGUGCACCCGGUCCGUCGGGCAACGUUUUCGUGAUACCGUCGUUGACUCAGGGUAACGAGAAGGGACCGGACUCUCAGGCGGAAGCGCUGAGGCAGAUGUUGUCGCAGCACAUGCUCGCGAUGAGAGGCACGGAAGGCCCGAUGGGCCUCACCGGUAUACCGGGACUUGAGGGACCGCCUGGACCUCAGGGUCAGAAAGGAGAACCCGGUGACAUCGGCGAACCAGGUCCCAGAGGGGAGAGAGGGAGUCCUGGGAAUCCUGGUAGAGAGGGUAGAAGAGGCCGUCCUGGCAGAGACGGUGAACGCGGUCUCAGUGGACCGCCGGGGAUCAAAGGCGAGCAAGGACCGAUAGGAUUGCCGGGUCUUCCUGGGGAUAAAGGUGAACGAGGACCUCCGGGAAUACCUGGGGAACCGGGGUUGCCUGGUCACGAGGGGAUGCAGGGUGAGGAUGGUCCUCCUGGUCUACCGGGUUUACCCGGUGAAUUGGGGCCAAGAGGAUUUAUCGGACCAAGAGGCUUUCCUGGAGUACCGGGUAAUCCUGGUAUUCCUGGAAACGAAGGACCGCCCGGAGCUAAAGGCAACGCUGGCCCACCGGGUCCUGCCGGUGCGCCGGGUCAACCAGGACCCAUUGGCCCAGUGGGCCCACCUGGUCCUCAGGGUCUACUAGGACCGACUGGUCUAGUCGGCCCACAAGGAAAACCCGGGAUUCCUGGUCUUUCGGGUGCGGACGGAUCUCCAGGUCUUCCUGGUAAUCCCGGGGCGCCUGGAAUGAAGGGUGAGCAGGGUCCGCCGGGUCCGCAAGGACCGAUAGGUUUUCCAGGCGUGCGUGGUGUAAAAGGCGACGAAGGGCAACGUGGUCCACCGGGUGAACGUGGCGAUAAGGGAGAGAAAGGAAUAGAGGGUGAAAAAGGUGACGGUGGAGCGAAAGGGGAGCCUGGAGUAACGGGACCCCAAGGUAUUCCAGGCCUUGAAGGAUUGGAAGGAUCGAAGGGCUUCGAAGGACCUCGUGGUGAAACUGGGCCUGCCGGUCCGAUCGGCGAAAAGGGAAAAAUCGGUGUACCUGGAUUUGCUGGUUAUCCUGGAAAUCCUGGAGAAAAGGGGGAUAAAGGCCAAUCGGGGAAGCAAGGUCCCAGCGGCGAUAAAGGCGAAAGGGGGAACAACGGAUUGCAGGGAGAACGCGGUGAAAUAGGGCCAAGGGGUUUUAGAGGAGCUCGUGGAAGGAGAGGCUCGGAAGGACUACCAGGACCGAAGGGCGACACUGGUCAACCAGGACCGCCGGGACUGCCAGGCGAGGUCGGUCCUCCGGGUGUGGAAGGUCCGCGUGGUUUCGUAGGGCCACCCGGACCUCUGGGCCUUGACGGUAAAGACGGUAUACCAGGUCCACCCGGCGAACGCGGUCCCAUUGGGGAGUCUGGGUCUUCAGGACCUCCGGGAGCUCCUGGUGUUAUCGGUCCUCAAGGACCAGCGGGAGAACCUGGCCAACCUGGCGAACCUGGAGCGCCUGGUAGCCCGGGACUUCCGGGAGAAAGUGGUCCGCCGGGUGAGCAAGGGAAAGAGGGACCGCCGGGUCCAAUCGGUUUGAUGGGACUGGUAGGACCGCCGGGUCCCGGAGGAUUACCGGGAUUUCCCGGAGAGAGAGGAUUGAGUGGUUUGCCGGGAUUAUCUGGUUUGAAAGGAGAAAUGGGGCCCGUCGGAGGUCAAGGACCGCCCGGUGAUAAGGGUGCUCAGGGUGACCCUGGCAAAGACGGUCCACCAGGACCCGAAGGCAGACAAGGACCUAAAGGUCCGCCAGGACCUAUUGGGCUUAAAGGAGAGAGGGGUGAGUCUGGAUUACCUGGGUCUACUGGUCGCGAUGGCUUGCCGGGACAAAGAGGGUUGCCGGGUCCACCUGGACCAGUCGGGGUUCCGGGAGAAGACGGUGAUAAAGGCGACGUAGGUCCACCCGGUGAGAAAGGAUUCAAAGGAUCUCAAGGAGAAAUGGGUCCUCCGGGUCCGCAAGGAAUACAAGGACCGCGCGGUGAACCUGGCUUGAUGGGUCCCGCUGGAGAGAAAGGACCACCGGGCGAAAUGGGGCGACAAGGACCCAAAGGCGAAGACGGCCCGGUCGGAGUGAUUGGUCCAGCUGGACCUAUAGGAUCGCAAGGUCUACCGGGUUUGCCGGGUGCAAAAGGUGAAGUUGGAGAUCCUGGAACGAUUGGACCGAUAGGACCGCCGGGCGUUCCAGGAGAACGGGGUCCGAGAGGAUCGAAAGGUCUUGAGGGCACGCAGGGUUCACCAGGUCUGGAAGGUCGUCAAGGAGAGAAAGGAGACAAUGGAGCGCCAGGUCUUCCUGGAGUUCCAGGAGUGGAGGGUAAACAAGGAGAGAGAGGUUUCCCCGGAGCGAAAGGUGAGGAAGGAAAAGCAGGGUCACCCGGUCCUCCUGGAAGUCGAGGAUUAAUCGGACCGGAAGGACCGAAAGGUAACGUAGGACCACCUGGUUUCCCUGGACCUCCGGGAGAACCUGGCUUCAUAGGCCCGAAAGGUGAGCCUGGGAAGGAUGGUGAGGACGGGCAAGUUGGCGACUCUGGCGCUCCAGGUGAAGCUGGACCAUCCGGCAAAGAAGGAUUACCUGGUCCCCCCGGGAAACCGGGUCCCGAAGGACCGGCAGGACUGCAAGGUAACACGGGUUUACCGGGCGAAAAGGGAGAUGUCGGUUUACCUGGGCCACCGGGACUUCAAGGACGCAUCGGUCCUCAAGGUUUACCCGGUCCCACCGGUUUGCCAGGAGUAAGAGGUUUACCAGGAGCAGCGGGGGAAAACGGACCUCCGGGCAUAGCCGGUGCUGUUGGUGUUCCGGGGAAGGCUGGGCCGGCCGGCCCGAGAGGUCCGAAAGGCGACAAAGGCCGCAGAGGCAUUAAAGGGCACCGGGGCGAAUUAGGGCACAUCGGAGUCAAAGGUGAUCAAGGAGAGGAGGGUGAGAAAGGUAUGCGCGGGCAACUCGGACCCGAAGGGCCGAAAGGAAGCCCCGGGCCGGCGGGUCCAGUUGGACCGAAGGGUAACGAUGGUCCUCCGGGCUUACCUGGUAUGGAGGGUCCAUUUGGACCGAAAGGAAACACCGGGAACGAUGGAACGAAGGGCGAUAUGGGCCCACCGGGCCCACCAGGAUCGCCCGGUCCACCAGCGGAGCAGCCUAUGAUUCCGCCGGAACUGUUGUUUGCCAGAGGUCAAUUGACCAGAAGAAGACGCGCCGUCUCGGAGAAUGAAGACGAGGAGGAAGAGGACGAUGAGAAGAGCGUGGGGCAAGGAGGGAAGGACGUUAAUCAAUCGGAGGAGGAAUUGGGCCCCGAGUUCCUGGACAUGUACAGCUCCAUUUACGCCAUGCGGCAAGAACUAGAUCGGAUGCGCAAGCCGACCGGCACCAGAGCAAAUCCGGUAAGGACGUGCAGAGAUCUGUUUUACGGGCAUCCUCACUUCAAGGAUGGUUGGUACUGGAUCGACCCGAACCUAGGCAUGCCCGACGACGCAAUCUACGUGUACUGCAACGUUUCCAGUAUGGGCGAGACCUGCGUGUUCCCCGACGUCCACAGCAGCCAGAUGCCGAACAUACCGUGGAGAAAGGAGAACAACAAGAGCGACUGGUAUUCGCGCUUACGCGGGGGAUUUCGAAUCACCUACGAGUCGAUCGGAGUGGUGCAGAUGAACUUUCUGCGCCUCCUUAGCCAAGAAGCCUACCAGAACUUCACCUAUACGUGCAUGAACAGCGUCGCCUGGCACAACAGCGACCAGCCGAGUCCGAGCUACGAUCUCUCACUGCGACUGCUCGGCGACAACGAGGACGUGUUCUCAUACAACGGCACCAAGCCGCAUGUCCUCGUGGAUGGCUGCAGGAAUCGCAAGAGCAAGGCCGAGACCGUGUUCUUGGUGCGCACCAGGAAGCCGCAGCAGUUGCCGUUGGUCGACUUUUAUCCGGUCGAUUACGGUUCGCCGCACCAGGCCUUCGGCUUCAUGGUCGGGCCGGUUUGCUUCAAAUGAAAGUCCAAGCAAAAAUCGCACGAUUAUCGCGACUGUGCGAUGAUAUGCUAGGAGGAAAAGUGUCGUUGAAUCGAUAGAAUACAUUAAUAGGAAAGAAAAAUGUUGUUGAGCCGGGAAAGUGCAUCAACGGGGAAAGAGGAAACAGCGCGCGUAAUUAGAAUAAAUCUUCUUGAAUAGCAAUGUUGAUAUUAAUACAUGUUUCGAUAACUCAAAUGUUAGUUCCAACGAUACUGAAUCAGGAAGAUUAAUUCAAAUUACGUACGUUAUUGGAAAUUCUAUUGACUCAACAUGAUCUUUUUUCCGUGUAUGAAUUAUCAUGAAUUUCAUAUACAUAUUUCAUUUCGAAUUUUUUCACACGUUUCAAAUAACGUCUAGGUUUAAAUAAAUCAAAUUAAUAAGGCGAAUCUGAGAUACUGUUAUAACGGGAGGUAUAAAGGAGAUAUGAUAGAGCAGGGAAUCGGACAGCGAACUGUCGCAUUGUCAUUGUCGUGUGUUCAGAAGAUAAUUACACUGCCAAAGAAUCAUCGUAAACAGACGUGAUGUUCGUUCUUAAUUGUUGAUCGAUUAGUUUGCGAGAGGUGCAAUUCAGUGUGAAGUUCGAUCUAGAUAUAAUUUAGAAUAAGAUAUCGUUAUUUAUAAUACGAUUAUGGUUUACAGCACGUGUAACACGUUUUAACACAUUUUGUACAGUACAGGCCGACUUUUUAAUACGUUUAUAAAUA
Dinoponera quadriceps is the source of this 6553-nucleotide messenger RNA. Its product is annotated as collagen alpha-1(XI) chain-like. NCBI's taxonomy places the organism in Eukaryota, Metazoa, Arthropoda, Insecta, Hymenoptera, Formicidae. The transcript has 18 exons. The record is from RefSeq and is a predicted model, not a curated record. Bases 378 to 5831 code for a protein of 1817 amino acids. Gene Ontology annotation, molecular function: extracellular matrix structural constituent. Gene Ontology annotation, cellular component: basement membrane.